Molecule: messenger RNA, 2574 nt
Organism: Puccinia triticina
Lineage: Eukaryota; Fungi; Basidiomycota; Pucciniomycetes; Pucciniales; Pucciniaceae
Exons: 22
Coding region: 1-2574 (857 amino acids)
Biological process (GO): mismatch repair; reciprocal meiotic recombination
Cellular component (GO): nucleus
Molecular function (GO): ATP-dependent DNA damage sensor activity; ATP binding; mismatched DNA binding
Source: RefSeq, a predicted model, not a curated record
AUGUCCACGAGUACCUCACGACCCCACACGAAGCCAGAGACAGUCGACAACAAUCCAAGCGAGCAGCUGGGCUCAUGGAUCGUGGCCGUGACCGAGAGUCGGGGUGUCGGCCGGGAAGUGGGGAUCGUCGGCUUCGAGCUCCAGUUUGGUCAAAUCAUACUCUCCCAAUUAGCGGACUCUCAAACCUAUGCUAAAACGAUUCAUUGGCUUCGCCAAAGACCUCCCUCACACUUGCUUUUAGUAGCACCUGCUUCGCCAAACUCCUUGACCAUCUUACACACCACACUCAAACAUCUCUUCCCAGCCAUUCCGUUGACUGUUCUGCCCCGCGCGAGCUUUGCCUCCGAGAAAGGGUACUCUCUCCUUCAAGACUUGUGUUCGGCUGGACCACAAUCCGAAGCAACGCUGGCGGAAGUUAGACAAAAGUAUUACGCCCUCGGCGCGGCAUCGGCGGUGAUUGACUGGAUCCAUAAAAGGCUCAUUCAAACCGGGAAGUCUCACUGGGAAAGACACUCUUUGAAUGUCAAAUGGCUCAGCGUUGAAGGGUGCAUGUUGAUCGAUCGCAAUACUGCCGUAGACCUUGAAUUGAUCAACAAUGCGGUUUCCUCCAAAUCCAAGCAGAGUCUGUUUGGUCUACUAAAUCACACGUACACGCCAAUGGCUAACCGUCUGCUUCGAAGCAAUUUACUGGCACCCCCUACGGAGAUUGAGGUAAUUGACGGGAGGCUUGAUGCUGUUGAGGAAUUAAUCGAAUUAGAAGACUCCUUUUUCAAUCUUCGAAAAUCUUUAAAACUUUUGACUCAAAUAGAUCUCGAUAAGCUCAUAGGCGGUAUUAUUUCGACCGAACUGGCUAGCAACAGAUCUAGCUGUAACUCACAAUCAGGGAGUCUCUCAAUGACAAGCCUACCUUCAUCUUCCAAGAAGAAAAAAACAGCAGCCAUAGACCCAUCUAUAGCGAUAACCAAAAAACUCGAGCUUUUGAAGUCACUUCGAACCAUUCUUCAAUCUCUAAAUCCGAUUCGGAGUGCCUUAUCGAAUUGCUCUAGCGAGCUUCUCCGUCUAGCUUCAAACAUCUUCCAAGACGCCUUCUUGGAUGAGAUGGCUUCAGUCAUUCAAUUCCGUGUCAAUGAAGAUUCGUUUCUCGGAAUCCAAAAGGGAAGUCUCGCGAAGCAAAACGUCCAUGCCUACGCCAUCAAGGCUGGUGUGGAGAACCAAUUGCUCAAUGUGGCACGAGAAACGUACAAGGAAAACUUGUCAGAUGCCAUGGCGAUGUGUGAAGCUUUGAAGGAAGAAUAUCAUCUACCUAAACUACAAUUUGUCUUUGAAACCAGGACCGGUUUCAUGCUACAGAUGAAGAAAGACGACUUACGAGCCACCAGCAAAGAUUCGGCCUAUCAUCCUGACGGCCUUCCAAAAGUUUUUACCAACAUCGUUAAAAGGGGGAAAACCCUGCAUUUUACCUGCUUGGACUUGAAAAAGAAAAACCAACUGAUCAUCAACUCAUAUCAAGAGAUUUGUCUGCUAAGUGAAGAAGUUCUAGACGCGAUUUUUGAAGAAUUCAGGAAAAGAGUCUCGACCUUCUUCAGGCUCUCCGAAGCCAUUUCUUUGCUCGAUAUGUUGGCGAGUUUUGCGCAUGUGGCGACCACUCGCGAAUAUGUUCGACCUGAGUUCACGGACACGCUAGCCAUAAGUGAUGGCAGACACCCUAUUAAAGAGCUGUUUGAUUCCGAAAGCGAUGAGUUUGUGCCGAAUGACACGUUUGCUAGCGAAGCGUGCUCUUUCCAAUUGGUUACAGGGCCUAACAUGAGCGGAAAGUCGAUAUUUUUGCGACAAAUCGCUUUGAUGGUCGUUAUGGCACAAGUUGGAUGCUUUUGCCCAGCAAAAUACGCCUCGUUCCCUGUCUUUGACGCUCUUUUGACCUGCCUCUCCAAGAAUGAUGACAUUGAGGCUGGCCUGUCGACUUUCUCCUCUGAGAUGAAGACGGUGUCCGGAAUACUUUCCUCUAUGGCAGUGUGUAGCAACCCUCUUAUAAUUAUAGAUGAACUUGGCAGAGGUACAUCACCCCUGGAAGGAGUCGGAAUCGCUCAUGCAUUCAGCGAAGAAAUCAUCAAAGCGAAAUCUUUCUGCUUUUUUGCAACCCAUUUUAGAGAACUUUCUAUGACGUUGAGCGUCUAUCCCAAUGUGGCCUGCCUUCAUUUGGAGACUAUAUUGAGCAAGCAAGAAGCCACGAUGGCCUUACAGUUUCCUCACAAAGUUCAUGGAGGGGCUGUGAAGAAUGCAGGCUAUGGUAUCGAGCUCGCUUCGAUCGCUGCCUUGCCUCAUAAUGUCAUGAGUCGUGCCAAAAAGAUCUCCGAAGAAAUGGCGGCCCUAAGCACCGAGGUCGAAAGAAACAGCACCACGAACAAAGUGUUGAGGAGGCGUAAAGUAUUGUUGGAGGUGUGUACGACCUUGAAGAACUUGGCCAAUCAUAGUAAACUUCCCUCGUCCGAACUCGGCAGGUUUCUGAAGGAUUAUCAGAGAGACACCAUUCAUCGCUUGCAGCCCGAUGAAGAUAUGUCUUCCUCCGGGUCAUAG